AUGCAAGAAGGCGGCUUUAUUCGUAGAAGACGUACAAGAAGUAGUAAGGAAAAUGUGAAUUAUAAUGAGCUGAGCGAUGACGAUGCAGAUUUGAAAAACCCGAAGACUCUGCAUCUGAAAAGAGAGAGCGAGAAAGAAGGAGACAUCCAUGACGAAGAAUACCGUGAUGACGCUACGCUUGUAAAGACUCCCGACGAUGAAGACGAAGACUUCGCUAUAGACCUAACGGGUUCCGAUAAAGAACGAACCGCCACUGGUGAGAGUAUUCACGUGAUCGAGGAUGAAGGUGAAGGCAAAAUAGACGUAAAGAAUGCAGGGGAAAAGAUAAUAGAGCUCAAGGAUGAGUCUGAUGAUGACGACGAACCCCUAACGAAGAAAAGGAAACCCGCUACGAAAAAGAAGAAAAAGAAAAGCACAACUAAGAGAAAGCCACCGAAGAUAACUCCAUAUGAAAGGAACACUGUACGAUUGUACGAACACCAUCCUGAACUGAAAGAUGUGUUUUCCGAUCUGAGAAAUGAGCCUCCCUAUGUUGCUCGGAGGUCUGAUCAACCCGAUGGUAUGACAAUUAAGCUGUUACCUUUCCAACUGGAAGGUCUUCAUUGGCUCAUAUCACAGGAGGAAAGCGUUUAUGCAGGCGGUGUUCUGGCGGAUGAAAUGGGUAUGGGUAAAACUAUUCAAACUAUCGCCCUGUUGUUGAAUGAUUUGGCCAAGUCUCCAUCUUUAGUCGUCGCCCCCACCGUUGCGCUGAUGCAGUGGAAAAACGAGAUAGAACAACAUACCAAGGGACAACUGAAGAUUUACAUGUAUCACGGUGCUUCCAAGACCACUAAUGUCGGAGAUCUUCAGGGUUACGAUGUCGUACUGACCACUUACGCCGUAUUGGAAUCCGUAUUCAGAAAGCAGAACUACGGGUUCAGGAGGAAAAACGGUCUUUUCAAGCAGUCUUCCGCGUUACAUAAUGUCGACUUCUACAGAGUAAUCCUGGAUGAAGCACACAAUAUCAAGGAUAGGCAAAGUAAUACCGCUAGAGCUGUGAACAAUCUAAAAACUCAAAAGCGAUGGUGUCUUUCAGGCACUCCACUACAGAAUAGAAUCGGUGAAAUGUACUCUUUGAUCAGGUUUUUGAACAUCAAUCCUUUCACAAAAUACUUUUGCACCAAAUGUGAUUGUGCCUCGAAGGACUGGAAAUUUACAGAUCGCAUGCAUUGCGAUCACUGUAGUCAUGUCAUCAUGCAACAUACCAAUUUCUUUAACCAUUUCAUGCUAAAGAAUAUUCAAAAGUUUGGAGUAGAAGGACCUGGUUUAGAAUCUUUUAAUAACAUCCAAACACUGUUGAAAAAUAUCAUGCUAAGAAGGACCAAAGUGGAAAGAGCAGAUGACUUAGGUCUACCCCCCAGAAUCGUCACUGUGAGGAGAGACUUCUUCAAUGAGGAAGAGAAGGAUCUUUACAGAAGUUUAUAUAGCGAUUCUAAAAGGAAGUAUAAUUCUUUUGUCGAGGAAGGUGUUGUUCUUAACAACUAUGCGAACAUUUUCACUUUAAUCACACGAAUGAGACAACUGGCAGAUCAUCCUGAUUUGGUUUUGAAAAGACUUAAGAACUCCUCUAAUGAUGACCUAGGUGUCGUGAUCUGUCAGUUGUGUAACGAUGAAGCUGAAGAACCGAUUGAAUCUAAAUGUCAUCAUAAAUUCUGUCGUUUAUGCAUCAAAGAAUAUGUUGAAUCUUACAUGGAAAAUAACAAUAAACUUACAUGCCCCAUCUGUCACAUCGGUUUAAGUAUUGAUUUAUCUCAACCGGCUUUAGAAGUGGACCUAGAGUCAUUCAAGAAACAAAGUAUUGUUAGUCGUCUAAACAUGAAAGGUAAGUGGCAAUCAUCGACGAAAAUCGAAGCCCUGGUAGAAGAACUGUAUAAAUUAAGAAGCAAUAAGCGCACAAUUAAAUCCAUUGUAUUUUCCCAGUUUACAAGUAUGUUAGAUCUAGUAGAAUGGAGAUUGAAAAGAGCUGGUUUUCAAACAGUGAAGCUUCAAGGUAGUAUGUCUCCAACGCAAAGAGACGAAACCAUCAAAUAUUUCAUGAACAACAUUCAAUGCGAAGUCUUCCUGGUAAGUUUAAAGGCUGGUGGUGUGGCUUUGAAUCUUUGUGAAGCUUCUCAUGUAUUCAUUCUGGACCCGUGGUGGAAUCCUAGUGUGGAAUGGCAAAGUGGUGAUAGAGUCCAUAGAAUUGGUCAGUUUCGACCCGUUAAGAUCACGAGAUUUUGCAUUGAAGAUAGUAUAGAGACAAGAAUUAUUGAAUUACAGGAGAAAAAGGCCAAUAUGAUUCAUGCUACAAUUAACCAAGAUGAAGCCGCUAUCAGCAGACUGACGCCAGCGGAUUUGCAGUUUUUGUUCAAUAAUUAA
Messenger RNA from Saccharomyces kudriavzevii IFO 1802, 2397 nucleotides. It is a transcript of the gene RAD16, whose product is annotated as DNA repair protein RAD16. Gene Ontology annotation, molecular function: metal ion binding; ATP-dependent chromatin remodeler activity; ATP binding. The coding region runs from base 1 to 2397 and encodes 798 amino acids. NCBI's taxonomy places the organism in Eukaryota, Fungi, Ascomycota, Saccharomycetes, Saccharomycetales, Saccharomycetaceae. The record is from RefSeq and is a predicted model, not a curated record. The transcript has a single exon.